Myzus persicae (green peach aphid) is the source of this 348-nucleotide messenger RNA. Its product is annotated as craniofacial development protein 2-like. The transcript has a single exon. NCBI's taxonomy places the organism in Eukaryota, Metazoa, Arthropoda, Insecta, Hemiptera, Aphididae. The coding region runs from base 1 to 348 and encodes 115 amino acids. The record is from RefSeq and is a predicted model, not a curated record.
AUGAACAUGAUGUUCUCUCAAGUAAAAGAUUCCGGAGGUAAAAUAGUCCCCCGUUCGGAUCUCCGGGUGGGGACUACUAGAGAGGAAAGAAUGGUCAAGAAAAGUAGACAAGAUAGAAAAAUAGCAACCUGGAAUGUACGAACCCUAUUACAAUGUGGGAAACUGGAUAAUCUAAAAAUAGAAAUGGCAAGGAUGAGCAUUGAUAUUCUAGGAAUUUCUGAAGUAAGAUGGCCUGAAAAUGGAGAUAUAUGGAGUGGAUAUUAUAGAUUUAUAUACUCAGGCACAUCUGUUGAGAACCCUGGAAGGGGAGGAGUUGGCAUAAUGUUUAGAAAGGACAUUGGAAAGUAA